Messenger RNA from Capsella rubella, 622 nucleotides. Its product is annotated as heavy metal-associated isoprenylated plant protein 21. Lineage: Eukaryota; Viridiplantae; Streptophyta; Magnoliopsida; Brassicales; Brassicaceae. The record is from RefSeq and is a predicted model, not a curated record. Gene Ontology annotation, molecular function: metal ion binding. Bases 81 to 530 code for a protein of 149 amino acids. The transcript has 3 exons.
UAUAAUACAUACAUACUUGCACACAUUUGAUCAUAUAUACACGCACAUAGUUUUGUUGUUGAAGAGAAGAAGACAGAAGAAUGGGUGCAUUUGAUUAUAUCUCUAGCUUUUGUUCAUAUACAUACGCUAAUGCCAAAACCAAGCGUAAGCCAUUGCAGACAGUGGAUAUCAAGGUGAAGAUGGACUGUGAUGGUUGUGAAAGAAGAGUUAGAAACGUGGUUCGUCGCAUGAAAGGCGUGAAAUCGGUGGAAGUGAACCGGAAACAGAGCCGGAUAACGGUGAACGGACACGUUGACCCAAACAAGGUGUUGAAGAGAGUGAAGAGCACAGGUAAAAAGGCUGAGUUCUGGCCUUACAUACCUCAACAUAUGGUCUACUACCCUUUCGCACCUGGCAUGUACGACAAACGUGCUCCUGCUGGCCACAUCCGUAAUCCCACUCAGUCCUUUCCAACCGCAAACGCUCCCGAGGAAAACUAUGUUUCCCUCUUCAGCGACGACAAUGUACACGCCGCUUGUUCCAUCAUGUGAGAGGGAUUUUGAUUAUUCACAGACUCUAUAAAUAUAUAUUUCUUCUCUGUAAUUUGUAUACUUUUUUUUUUUUUUGUCUUUUGUUACUUUUA